CCCACUUCUUUAAGUCUUCACUCACUACUCACGCCGAACCUAACCCUGAAGAAUAUUCCGACAACAAAAGAAUCCUCUGUCGGGAAAUUUUAGAAAUAGAGGACUUCCUAUUAUGCGUGGAAAUUCUCGCUCUUCCGCUCCAAUAGCUUGGGAACGGACACCGCAGCACCUGAGAGCAGUAGUCCUACGUGUCCAGAUUCGUAGGAACAGUAUGAGGACAUUCGGCCGCUUUUUGGCUGCGAUCUAGUCUUUUCAAGCCUACGUGGCAAUAUUCCUAGAUCUACGUGUUUGCUUUGCAUAUUGUCGGCUAUCGAUGGUUGUUGUCAGCGUGGGGUUUGGAAGGGAAGAUGCGUGAAACAGCUAGGUAGUGCAAGUGUUUUAAAUCCGUGCGUAGUGCUUUGAUCAAAUGCAGGCAGUUGUGUAUUGCUGUUAUUAGACGGUAGGAUUUGUGAAUCUGUCCCGUCUCUCGACGUUCUUUUUUUCUCGUCAGAUCGCCAUGGCGGCAACAUCUAUGAUGCGAUCGGGAUCGCUUGCUGAAAUUCGUCGUCCAGUGGAAUCUAAAUGUUUUUCAAAGGGAGUCUGCAAAAAUGGAAGCGUUAAAAUGUCCAGUGGAAGCGAUUUCUUUGGAUCUGCAGUGCAGUUUGGGCAGAGUUCACGAUUACAAUGCCAGAGUGCUAGACCAUUGCAACCAAUUAGAGCUACUGCCACAGAAAUGCCUCCCAGGGUUCAGCAAUACUCUGGAAAGGAGAAGACUAAGAUUGCAAUCAAUGGGUUCGGUCGCAUUGGACGAUUGGUUUUGCGUGUUGCAUUGGGAAGGGGUGAUAUUGAAGUAGUUGCAGUUAACGACCCUUUCAUUGAUGUCAAAUAUAUGGCUUACAUGUUCAAGUACGAUUCAACACAUGGUAUAUACAAGGGGAGCAUUAAUGUUGUGGAUGAUAAGACACUUGAAAUUGACGGCCACAAAAUUACAAUUACUUCCAAGAGGGACCCUGCAGAGAUUCCAUGGGGUGAUUUUGGAGCUGAUUAUGUUGUAGAGUCGUCUGGUGUAUUUACCACAACUGAAAAGGCAUCUGCACAUCUCAAGGGUGGUGCUAAAAAGGUUGUGAUCUCAGCUCCAUCAGCAGAUGCCCCUAUGUUUGUGGUUGGAGUAAAUGAAGAGACCUACAAGUCUGAGAUGGCUAUUGUUUCUAAUGCAAGCUGCACAACAAAUUGUCUUGCUCCCCUUGCAAAGGUUGUGCAUGAAAAGUUUGGUAUUGUUGAGGGUCUUAUGACAACUGUUCAUGCAACAACAGCUACACAGAAGACAGUGGAUGGCCCCUCAAUGAAGGAUUGGCGUGGAGGUCGUGGUGCUGGACAAAAUAUUAUUCCAAGCUCAACUGGUGCUGCAAAGGCAGUUGGAAAGGUUCUUCCAGCAUUGAAUGGGAAGCUAACUGGAAUGGCUUUCCGUGUCCCAACACCUAACGUUUCUGUUGUGGAUCUUACCUGUAGGCUAGAGAAACCAGCAUCUUAUGAUGAUAUAAAAGCAGCACUGAAGAGUGCAUCGGAAGGAUCUCUGAAGGGCAUCCUUGGAUAUACUGAAGAUGACGUGGUCUCAAAUGAUUUUGUUGGGGAUGACAGGUCAAGUAUCUUUGAUUCUAAGGCCAGUAUAGCAUUGAGCCCUCAAUUUGUGAAGUUGGUCUCGUGGUAUGACAACGAAUGGGGAUACAGCAACCGGGUUGUGGAUUUGAUUUCACACAUGGCAUUCGUUGGUUCUCGCAAAUGAAAUCUGUUGUAAUUUUAAGUAUUUCAAUUAUCGUUUGAGAACCUUUGAGUCAAGGUUUAUCUAGAGAAAGGGUACCUAGUUUAGCACUCAGAAAGCUAAGGGAUAGGGUUGUGAGGAGGUUUUUGGGAGUAUCUCUGAUAAGAUGUGCUAUCCAUGUUCGAGGAUGGUAAAUUUUUUGAUAGGGUAUUCUAUGCCUUUAUUACAUCUGUUUUUGGAAUAAAUUUCAUCUGCAUCGGUUUUAUUGAAUUUGAAAUUAAACAUAUUCGCGUCGUUUUUAAUGUCA
Cryptomeria japonica (Japanese cedar) is the source of this 2045-nucleotide messenger RNA. RefSeq lists its product as uncharacterized. The transcript is spliced from 14 exons. The record is from RefSeq and is a predicted model, not a curated record. Bases 497 to 1762 code for a protein of 421 amino acids. Gene Ontology annotation, biological process: glucose metabolic process. Gene Ontology annotation, molecular function: NADP binding; NAD binding; oxidoreductase activity, acting on the aldehyde or oxo group of donors, NAD or NADP as acceptor. NCBI's taxonomy places the organism in Eukaryota, Viridiplantae, Streptophyta, Pinopsida, Cupressales, Cupressaceae.